This is a messenger RNA of Toxoplasma gondii ME49, 3206 nucleotides long. Its product is annotated as Erv1 / Alr family protein. Gene Ontology annotation, molecular function: flavin-dependent sulfhydryl oxidase activity; flavin adenine dinucleotide binding. The coding region runs from base 1328 to 1942 and encodes 204 amino acids. Gene Ontology annotation, cellular component: mitochondrion. The transcript has 3 exons. The record is from RefSeq and is a predicted model, not a curated record. Lineage: Eukaryota; Apicomplexa; Conoidasida; Eucoccidiorida; Sarcocystidae.
CAGGCGUUGACAGCUUUACACGGGUGGGAUGCAUGGCUUCGGAAUCCGGUGCGUGACGCAAAGCUCGGUGCUGGCUGUCGAGUGCAGGCAUUUCGCACCGGGAAGUGGAACCGGUGUCGGCGGUAGGAUCAGCGAAGAAAUCGAGGGGAAGAGGGCAGUCGCCCCGGCAGUGGACGCAGGCCGUCCUGCAUCAUCGUCCUUUGGGACCACCACACAGGCCAGGCGCUGUUUCUCAGAGCAGCCAUUAGCAGAAGACCGCGAAGGUGCUAGAGCGGCAACAGUUCAUGUGCCACUGAUGGGUGGUUCCUACGCUCGGACUCUUGCGCCUCGUAGUCACUCUCGACCGCCUUUUCCGCUAACGCGUGGCGGCGCACCUAGGCAGUUUCUCGAAUCCGAACUUGAUUAUAAGCCGUACCGCAUGCGACAAACGUUGUGACGCGCGAGACAGCUCUUACAGCAGAACUGCAGCUGCUGCAGGACAUGAAUCGCUGCACGCGCAUGUGCCAAAUCCCUAACGCGAGAUCACCGAAGUGCUGCUUUCCAAUAUGGCAGUACGUACUGUGGAACUGUUUUAUCGGCUGCUUCUCAGGGAGUGUUGCGCUCUCCACUUGGCGCAGCUGCCUGCUGCUCCUGCGUACUCAAUUCCCGUCCCGUUUGGUGCCCUCAGUGGUGUCGAUCUACGUGUCUCUGCGAGCAACACGGUGGAGUCAGUCCAAGCCACUCAGAAGGUUUUUUGUGGUGGAAUGUGUUCUUUCUUCCCUUCAAAUCCUCUUUGCAAAACGCAAACAGUAGAACGACGGCCAGCUUAUUAGCGCUUGGCUGUGUGUAGCUACGUCCGACAUAACAGCAGCGUGCAGGAAAGCGCUGCUCCCCUUGUCACUCAUACCGAUUUCGGUGCAAAUCGCUAAACCGUUCAUUAUUUCCUACAAUGCAAGACUCUUUUGCAGUAGCAAGCAUCGGCGUGUUGUCGAUAGAUCUUAUUCCGUAUAUGGUCCAGAACAAGGGUAUGCCCUUUGAUACUUUUCGCCGUCUACGCGACAAGCUACUGCGAAGCAACAUCUAUGAAAGACGUACUGCUGAGGUUAUUGCGAAACAACUAGAAGCGGGCUCUCUGCGGCCAUUUUGUAAGAGUCUCAUUUGGUCGUCCGUUCAUUGACGAGUUGUCUGACAGAGGGGAACAGCGAGGCUCAACAGCAGCCGCCGUCGAAGAAAAUACUUUGUAUGCCGACGCACUUUUACGAGUUACACGGGCGAACGAGAGAUAAGCACAUUUUCCCGUCCCUACUACCGUGUUUGCGUUUCUGUUGCCACGGUCUACAUAGGCAGGAUGUCUUCUCGCGGGAAGGGGGACGUAUUCUCUUCGCCAGGUUCCGAAGCUGCUGUUUCUCUGGAUUUGGCACACGGUAAUCAGGCGAGCCGAAACCUGCCGGCGUCCUCGACGCCCACACCAAAUGGUCGGUCAAGCGCGCCGGCGUCACAUUCAGCAGCGGCUGCACUGCUUGCCUCACAGGUCUUUCCACAGAAACUCAAUCAAUGUGUAGAUGCCGCUUGCCGCGACCGGAUCUUAAAAGACGAUGCGCCACAGGAUGAGGACGACGACCCUCCUGAUCGCAUGUCAAUUGGACGCGCUGCGUGGAGUUUCCUACACUCUUCCGCAGCGACUUGGAAAGACGACCCGGCUACGGCAGAUCAGCAUAGGAGAGGAGAAUGGUUGAAGUCCUUCUUCGCUCUUUUUCCGUGCGUUCAUUGCCGCACGCACUUCGCGCCCUACCUGCAGACACAUCCCCCAGUCGUCUCAGGCGGACGAACGUCACUCUCGGUGUGGACGUGCGAGGCUCACAAUCAUGUGAAUGAAUCUUUACAAAGACCAGCCUUUCCGUGUGAUGCCGCCCAGCUCAUUCGCCAAUGGAAAGCCGUCCAGUGGUCAGAAGAUGAUGACUGAUACUCAAGAUAGCGAAAGAGGUUAUUCUGGUGUCAUUUUCGUCGGGAGUCGUGGUCGGGACAGACCGUGUCGUUGUUUCACGAAUCACUGAUAACAGGCGAACGUCCGUACUGACAAAAAAGUCCCUCUGACUUCUCGUGGAAAACAGUGGUUUCCUCCCGUAUGUCUCUUCCUGGUGAUAGAGCCGGCCAGAGUCGCUGAUUUCUCAACCGAGAAUGGUGUAUUCUCCCUGUUGUAUGCUUCCAGUUCAAAGUGAUCUUGAAGUGUCCCGCGGUGCGUCAUAUUGUCGUUCGAGACAAAGAAAUGCAGGGACGUCACGUAGGGACGGCGUAACAGUGGAUUCACCCUGUCUUCUGGCAUUCCACUUCUCUUGCCUGUUCAUUCCUUUUUGCAUCCUGUAUUAACCAUGGAGUGCGCGAUGCUCGUUCUGUCUUUCGACCAAAACUUCACGGUUUGGAGGAUAAGCAAAGAAAGGCAACGACAAAGAUGAAAAGUCCCUGCUAUUAGGUCCCCAUCAUGCUGUCCCGUUUGCCCUGUAUGGAACCGUGUUCCACGCUGUCCCAGUACUGCUCCGAUGAACCACUUCUUUUCGAACUAUCAGCGAAACGAGGAAAGCGUGAGGUAAGUAAAUCCGAAUUCGCAGUGAAAGCUGGCAUGCCGUGGGUUCGCUUCAUGUUGUGCUAUCCAACGAUCCGUGUCUUCGCUCGCGACGCAGUAGUAGGCGCUGCUCUUGCGCAAAACGCCCACUGGUAGUUUCUGCGUGAAAAGAGCUGUAGUGCACAUGUUCCUUCACUUGGCACAGAACCAUUUGCUGUGAAUAGGAUAAUUUACUUGUUCAGCAGAGGAUGCUUUUGAUUCUCCGACUCAAGCGACACGGCCGGGGGAGACCGCACGCAGUGAGACGAGCAUAGGGGGAAACAUCACGUCAACGAACUGAGAAUAGAACUAGAAAGUAUGCUACGGAGAAAAAGAGAAGACGGGGGACGAAACAACGCAGCAUUUUUGUUACAGGUCGCCCCAGGCAAACAUGCCUGUGAAACUCACCUGAAUCCUCCCACAAAAACACCGUGUCCUUUGUCACACGGUCUCUCAUAUGAUUUGUUCAAAGACGAACUUCUGUAACUGGGACAAAAUUGACAAGGAUGCAAAACUACGUUUUCAGUUGGCCUGCAGAGGCAAAAACGGAUCAAACAGAUAUUUCAUCAGAUGUUUACGACCAAUGUGCACAUGUAUGUACAAGAAUUCACACGUGCAGACAGACCGG